Messenger RNA from Dendronephthya gigantea, 1464 nucleotides. Its product is annotated as E3 ubiquitin-protein ligase DZIP3-like. The record is from RefSeq and is a predicted model, not a curated record. NCBI's taxonomy places the organism in Eukaryota, Metazoa, Cnidaria, Anthozoa, Malacalcyonacea, Nephtheidae. The coding region runs from base 1 to 1464 and encodes 487 amino acids. The transcript is spliced from 2 exons.
AUGGCUUCUGUCGAUCUCCAAGAAAAAGCAAAUUUUGCAAGACUCAGUAGACUUUUAGUUGGCAAAGGAACUGAGGCUUUGAGAAAUACAUUUGAUACCAUCCAUCUACCUGUUAGUCUACCCGGAGUUCUGGCUGCAAACAAAACAUCUCUUCAAAAGUUAAAACCUCGAGUUAUUAAUAAUUCCCAGUGGGAUUUACUGUUUCCUCCGUCUGGCAACCCACCAGAUUCCAAAACCUUUGAUGUCACAUUGCUUACAGUUCUAUUCCGGAACAUUUGUGGUUUUCCAUCAACAGGAUGGAGUGUAAUGCCUCCGGAUACUGAUAGGGCAACGCAGGCGAAUAUCACAAGAAUCAAGUGUUACAGAAAUGAAGUUAUUGCACAUGUAACAACAACCAGAGUUGAUAAUUCAACAUUUCAAUCUUUAUGGAAGAAAAUUGCCCUGGCGAUAGUGGAAUUGGGCGUUUCACAGAGUGAUAUCGACGAUUUAGAAAAAUGUCCUCUUGCGCCUGAAGAAGAAGUGUAUGUGCAAAAGCUUAAAGAUUGGAAACUGCACGAAGAUGAGUGUAUUAAAAUGCUUGCAACAAUGACGCAAAUCGUUGAACAAACCCGCGAUGGAGUAAAUCUACUAUGCCAGUCUUUGUUGAAGAAAAGUGACACUGAGAUCCCGCAAAUUUCCCUCAAGCGUACGCUAUCAAUACCCGAGGAUGGCAAUCCUGAAAAAAAAUUAUGCAAGGAGAAUAGUGAAGAUGUAUUAAGAAAACUUGCCAAACAUAAUUUCAAGAAUAAAAUUCAAAGAAAAUUAAAAUUUUUCCUUCCUGGAACAAGAGAGUGGUUGUUAAAAGAAGUUGACGAGUGGUUUUGUAGCAGUGAGAGUGAUUCAAGAAUAAAGUUAAUAACAGCUGGACCAGGAUUUGGUAAAAGCGUGUUUGCUGCUAAAAUCUGUGAAGAUUUUGAGAAGAAUGGAAAGCUGGCUGCUUGUCACUUUUGUGAUUUCAGUGAUUCAAACCUUAGAGAUCCUAUGGUGAUGUUGCAGUCUCUCGCAAGUCAGAUGUGUAAGAGCGUCCCUGGCUUUAAAAAGCAGCUCCUUGAUCAAUUACAGCGACCGCAUCAAGUCCAAAAUCUCAGAGAUGCCUUCCAAAUAUAUUUACAAAAUCCCUUAGCUGAAUUGGAAAUAAAAGAGCCGCGUUUAAUCGUGAUCGAUGGCUUGGAUGAAAGUGCUGCUUAUAAUAAGAAUGAAAUUACUCAUUUGAUUGCUGAAUAUUUUCCUGAUCUUCCCGAGUGCAUCAAAAUCUUGGUGACGAGCAGGCCAGAGAUUUCCGUUGCUGAUCUAAGACUAAGAGACGAUCAAAAGACGAACAUUGCGAAUGUUAACGCCAACAAUAACUCAGAUCUUGAACUUUAUUUUAAAGAAUGUCUUCCAGGUUUAGUUGGCAGGGAAGUAAAUCAAAGUGAAAUGGGAUAA